This is a messenger RNA of Pediculus humanus corporis (human body louse), 471 nucleotides long. RefSeq names its product histone H3, putative. NCBI's taxonomy places the organism in Eukaryota, Metazoa, Arthropoda, Insecta, Psocodea, Pediculidae. Gene Ontology annotation, cellular component: nucleosome. The coding region runs from base 1 to 471 and encodes 156 amino acids. Gene Ontology annotation, molecular function: protein heterodimerization activity; DNA binding; structural constituent of chromatin. The record is from RefSeq and is a predicted model, not a curated record. The transcript has 2 exons.
AUGCGUCCAAUGAAAAGCUUAACGGGGAACGAUGUGGCCAAUGAGAAGCGAGGAGCUCGCAUGGCUCGUACCAAGCAAACGGCGCGUAAGUCGACGGGAGGUAAGGCUCCCCGUAAGCAACUGGCGACCAAAGCCGCCAGGAAAAGUGCUCCGGCCACGGGAGGAGUCAAAAAGCCUCACCGUUACCGUCCGGGAACCGUAGCUCUUCGUGAGAUCAGACGUUACCAGAAGAGCACGGAAUUGCUCAUAAGAAAAUUACCGUUUCAACGUCUCGUGAGAGAAAUCGCUCAGGAUUUCAAGACCGAUCUUAGAUUUCAGAGUUCGGCCGUGAUGGCUUUGCAGGAGGCGAGCGAGGCUUAUCUGGUCGGAUUAUUCGAAGACACAAACUUGUGCGCCAUUCACGCCAAGCGUGUCACCAUAAUGCCCAAAGACAUUCAACUCGCUCGGAGAAUCAGAGGAGAGAGAGCUUGA